Molecule: messenger RNA, 1400 nt
Organism: Cynocephalus volans (Philippine flying lemur)
Lineage: Eukaryota; Metazoa; Chordata; Mammalia; Dermoptera; Cynocephalidae
Gene: MSRA
Product: methionine sulfoxide reductase A
Exons: 6
Coding region: 170-871 (233 amino acids)
Biological process (GO): cellular response to oxidative stress
Cellular component (GO): cytoplasm
Molecular function (GO): peptide-methionine (S)-S-oxide reductase activity
Source: RefSeq, a predicted model, not a curated record
GCACACCAGGGACCGGUGAACUCUGUCCCUCAGCCGGGGACCACAGAAACACUGGGGGCCGGGCCGCGCCGCCCUUGGGAGAAGACACGCCCUCGGGGCCACCCGCGGGGCUCAGCUUGGGGACCUCGUUCCGGGCGGUCCGGCCAGCAGCGCCCGCGCCCGUCCACCCAUGCUCUCGGUCGGCAGGAGGGCUCGCCAGCUCCUACACAGUCUCUCUCCCGUCCCGAGGAUGGGCGCCUCAGCCUCCGAGCUAGUCAGCCCUCAGGAGGCCCUUCCCGGCCGCACCCAGCCGACCCCCGUGGCAGCCAAACAUCACGUCAGUGGCAACAGAACAGUUGAACCUUUCCCAGAGGGAACACAGAUGGCUGUAUUUGGAAUGGGCUGUUUCUGGGGAGCUGAGAGGAAAUUCUGGACCUUGAAAGGAGUGUAUUCAACUCAAGUUGGCUUUGCAGGAGGUUAUACUUCCAAUCCUACUUACAAAGAAGUCUGCUCAGGAAGGACCGGCCACGCAGAAGUUGUCCGGGUCGUGUACCAGCCAGAACACAUCAGCUUUGAGGAGCUGCUCAGGGUCUUCUGGGAGAAUCACGACCCGACCCAAGGCAUGCGCCAAGGCAAUGAUCAUGGCACUCAGUACCGCUCAGCCAUCUACCCCAGCUCGGCCCAGCAACUGGAGGCAGCCCUGAGGUCCAAGGAGGACUACCAGAAGGUUCUGUCCGAGCACGGCUAUGGCUCGAUCACCACUGACAUCCGGGAGGGGCAGACUUUCUACUACGCAGAAGAUUACCACCAGCAGUACCUGAGCAAGAACCCAGAUGGCUACUGCGGCCUGGGGGGCACCGGGGUUUCCUGUCCGCUGGGCAUUAAGAAAUAAUCCUCUUCCCAGGGUGGGCCCUUGAGGUUCCAGCAGAAACGCUUUCCACAAGUCGGGCAAUGCUUUUGUUAUUCGCAUUAGAGGCUUUUUGAAGCUCAUGGAGUGCAAAGGCACUCAUAAAAAUCUGGUUUGUUGAGGUGUGAUUUUCGGGAAGCUCCACGCAGGCUGAUAAAAUGCAAUUUGUCUUCUAAUAAAUGGUGGUGGGAGCAGAGCUGUGAAGCUGUCUGGGUCAUUUGGGGCCUGAAGGAAGAAGAUGAGUACGCUGUGCCCACCCUCCUUGGGCCCUGAGCACAUGCAGAGAAGCUGAGGGUUCGGGCAUGAAUAUCAGUUAUCUGCACCCAAUCCCAGUUCUCGUGCCCUCCUGACCUCCAGUGCCUUACAAUUGCAAACAUAUAGCUCCAAUGAAUCGUUCACCGGAACACUUCGCUAUACUGAACCCAAAUGUGUCAGGGGCUUCCUGUCCCUCUUCAGCCCUCUUUGUGCAGAGAGAUGUGAGUUAGCUUGAUGAGUUUUAAUGCUUUGCUUAUCG